AUGAAGGGCUUCCGGCAGAGAGUUCAUGAGCAGCUCUCACGGGCUAACAAGGACAAAUCAUCCAAAAAGAAAGAAACUAGCUCGGGCACCUCUUCACCUUCGCAUGCGAGCUCGGGCACCCACUCGCCCUCCGGCUCAGCCCACGCUACGCCAACCUCGUCCACUACCCAACUGAUAGACACUCGCAAUAAACCUCUGCCAGCCGGCGACGGUGCUGGGGGUGUGAACGCAACUGCAGGAGCUGCGCCGUCGAGCGUGCCGAGUGCGCUGUCUGCCGGACCGCAAUUCUUGACUGGACAACAGCCACCUGCGAUGGGGUUGGGCGGUGCAAGCAGUCCAGGUGCUACUGGCCCCGGCACACCUCACAGGCCGAAUCAAUCGCUCGCUCCAAGCGUCGUGAUAAGUCCCAGCGCACCGCACGUUCCGCCACCUGGUGCCGCAGAGACGAUGCCUGGCGAUCUUCUUCCUCCCAAAGCCGGCCAGAAGUCGCUGCUCUACGACCGUCUCCAGACUACGCCAAAGGAUGUUGCCGAAGGCAUCCGCACCCCGAAGCGCCAACACUCGUCUAGAUUUGACAUAUCGGAUCAAAGACAGCGCGAGUUAGAAAAGCUCCCUGGUUUCCACGAGGUCCCUCCGAACAAGCGCGAAGAGCUGUUCAUGCAGAAAAUUGACCAAUGCAACAUCAUCUUCGACUUCAACGACGCUAGCGGUGACAUGAAGUCCAAGGAGAUUAAGCGGCUAGCUUUACACGAGCUGCUUGACUAUGUCGCCAAUAAUCGACAAGUCAUCACAGACCGGAUGUAUCCUCGCGUGGUCGAAAUGUUCAGCAAAAAUUUGUUCCGGCCGAUUCCCCCGCCGAUGAAUCCUCAAGGCGAAGCUUUCGAUCCCGAAGAAGAUGAACCGGUUCUUGAAGUAGCCUGGCCCCAUAUCCAAGUGGUCUACGAGUUCUUCCUCCGUUUCAUCGAGAGCCAGGACUUCAAUACCAAUAUUGCCAAGCAGUACAUAGAUCACAGCUUUGUCCUACAGCUCCUUGAGUUGUUCGACUCCGAAGAUCCCAGAGAACGAGACUUUCUGAAGACGACCCUUCACCGGAUAUACGGCAAAUUCCUCAACCUUCGGUCAUACAUCCGUCGGUCAAUAAACAACGUCUUCUUCCAAUUCGUUUACGAAACGGAGCGCUUCAACGGCAUCGCCGAGCUCCUGGAAAUCCUCGGAUCCAUCAUCAACGGAUUUGCUCUUCCACUAAAAGAGGAGCAUAAGCUCUUCUUAACACGAGUCCUUCUACCUCUCCACAAAGUGAAGAGUCUGAGUAUGUAUCACCCACAGUUGGCGUAUUGUAUAGUACAGUUUUUGGAAAAGGAUGCGGCGUUGACUGAAGAGGUUGUUUUGGGACUUCUGCGAUAUUGGCCAAAGGUGAACAGUACGAAAGAGGUCAUGUUCUUGAACGAGGUGGAAGAUAUUUUCGAGGUCAUGGACCCGGCAGAGUUUGCCAAGGUUCAAGAACCUUUGUUCAAUCAACUAGCAAAAUCCGUGGCAAGCCCACAUUUCCAGGUUGCUGAGAGGGCACUCUACUUCUGGAACAACGAGUACUUCUGCAACCUCGUCAGCGACAACGUUGAAGUCAUCUUGCCGAUAAUGUUUGCGCCACUUUACGAAAACUCGAAAGGCCAUUGGAAUCGCAGGACUAUCCACGGCAUGGUGUACAAUGCAAUGAAGCUGUUUAUGGAAGUCAAUCCCCAACUUUUCGACGACUGCUCUCACGACUACGCCGAAUCCCAGAACAACGCGGAUCAAAGACAACAAGCGCGACAAUCGAGGUGGGACAAGCUGUCUGAGCUGGCGAAAGCUAGACAGAAUGGAUAUGUUGAGCCAAAGCCGGCAGCACCUACCGGGCAAAGCUCCAAGGUCAGCUCACCAAUGCGGUUAGACGAGUCCGAUCCAUUGAGCCAGGACAGUCAACGCCGAUUGGAAGCACUCCGGCUUCAGGACGACGCGAUGUCAGCUCGAGACAGAAGGCCAAAGGAUUAUGAGAGGCAAACUCAGAAUUCGGUACGUUGA
Mytilinidion resinicola is the source of this 2058-nucleotide messenger RNA. RefSeq names its product protein phosphatase regulatory subunit. Bases 1 to 2058 code for a protein of 685 amino acids. Gene Ontology annotation, cellular component: protein phosphatase type 2A complex. The transcript is spliced from 7 exons. Lineage: Eukaryota; Fungi; Ascomycota; Dothideomycetes; Mytilinidiales; Mytilinidiaceae. Gene Ontology annotation, molecular function: protein phosphatase regulator activity. Gene Ontology annotation, biological process: signal transduction. The record is from RefSeq and is a predicted model, not a curated record.